Molecule: messenger RNA, 2121 nt
Organism: Misgurnus anguillicaudatus (oriental weatherfish)
Lineage: Eukaryota; Metazoa; Chordata; Actinopteri; Cypriniformes; Cobitidae
Source: RefSeq, a predicted model, not a curated record
CGCUUUCCGUAUUCAUCUGAAAAGAUAAACAAGGAAGUCCGUUCAGUCUAAAAAUAACCGGAAUACGCAUAGUCAAGCAUUGUUUAUCAGUGUCUUACUUGAUGUAUAUAAUAGUGUAACGUUAUAUCUAACAAGGACAACAGUCAUCUAUUAAAAAAAGAAAGCGUAACGUUAGAGAGACUUUGUCAUUCACACUGAUAUAAAGUUGCGCACGAAGCUAAAACCAUGUGCUAAAGUUCAAUGGCUUCAGAAAAAGUCACAUUUGUGAUCGUAGGAGGAGGAAUCGCAGGAGUAACAUGUGCAGAACAGCUCGCGUCGCAGUUCCCAUCUGAAGGGGUUUAUCUUCUGACAGCCUCUCCUUUAGUAAAGACGAUUACAAAUUUCAAACAGGUUUCAAAGACAUUGGAGGAAUUUAAUGUAGAGGAACAACCAUCCAGUGUUUUAGAGGAAAAAUAUCCCAAUCUUAAAAUCGUACAGUCUGCAGUACAACUGCUGCAAGUAAAGGAACAUCGAUUGCAGACAGACAAUGGACAGACUUUCCACUAUAAGAAGUUGUGUCUCUGCAGCGGGGCCAGACCCAAGCUUCUAACCCAGGACAACCCACACGUUCUGGGCAUACGAGAUACAGACAGUGCUCAGGAAUUUCAAAAGCGUUUAUCAAAGGCUAAGAGGAUAGUUGUUGUUGGAAAUGGAGGAAUCGCCUUAGAAUUGGUAUAUGAAGUAGAGGGUUGCGAGGUGAUUUGGGCUAUAAAGGAUAAAGCCAUAGGAAACACAUUCUUUGAUGCAGGAGCUGCUCAGUUUCUCAUUCCAUCUCUGGAAGCUGAAAAGAAAGACAGAUCGUUACCCUGCAAGAGAGCACGCUACACUACUGAAAAGACUGGAGUGUGUUUCAUUGCAGGCCAGAGUGGGGAUUUAGGAGAGCUUGGCAGUGCCCUGGGUCCUGACUGGCAUGAAGGGAUUGAAUUGAGAGGAGCAGAAAAGAGUUCCAGUGGGGUUCAUAUUGAAUAUGAGUGUGAAGUUGAGAAGAUUUACACACAGCAAGAAUUUCUUCGGUCUGAUCUCAACACAGAGAAAUCUGAAUUAGGCAUGUGGCCGGUUUAUGUUCAGCUAACCAAUGGGAAGACUUACGGUUGUGAUUUCAUUGUCAGCGCCACAGGCGUGGUGCCAAACACUGAUCCAUUUCUUCAUGGCAACAAUUUUGAGCUUGCAUCAGAUCAUGGACUCAUAGUAAACGAUCACAUGCAGACAUCAGAGCAGGAUGUGUACGCAGCAGGAGAUGUUUGUACCGUAGGCUGGAAGCCCAGUGCACUUUGGCAACAGAUGCGAUUGUGGACUCAGGCGCGUCAGAUGGGCUGGUACGCAGCACGUUGUAUGGCAGCAGCAGUGCUAGAGGAGUCUAUAGAGCUGGACUUUUGCUUUGAGCUCUUCUCACACAUCACUAAGUUCUUUAACUACAAGGUGGUUUUGCUGGGAAAGUUUAAUGCACAGGGAUUGGGUCAGGACCAUGAGCUUCUUCUUCGCUGUACUAAAGGUCAGGAGUAUGUGAAGGUGGUUCUGUCUGGAGGCCGAAUGGUUGGGGCCGUCCUUAUUGGAGAUACUGAUCUAGAAGAAACCUUUGAGAACCUCAUUCUCAACCAAAUGGACUUGUCCCGAUAUGGCGAACAUCUGCUUGACCCUAAUAUUGACAUUGAAGACUACUUUGACUGAAUAUUUGUAGCCUGCUAAUCACAGAGAGAUUAUUUAAAUUUUUAAUAGCUUAAAAUAAUAAAUGUCUUAUUUAAAACACUCACCCCAUUAUUAAUUGUUCAGCCACAGACUGCAGCUUUAAGAAAGAUUUACCAACAGAUAAAGCACAUUAACAGGCAAAGUACAAAAAAUGAAAAAAAAAAGAUUUUAUUUAAUUUUUAAUUUAGAUGUUCUGUUCUCACAUCCUGAGCCAAGUUAUAAUUUUGUGAUCCAUAUUCUCAUUACCAACAAAACUACUUGCAGUUUUUGGGUUGGAUUUCUAACACCAUAACUCCUUAAUUAGUGAUCAACUUUAUUAUGCUGUAAAUGGACAAGUUAUGUAAAUUAAGGUCUUCUAGAUUUCUUGUAAAUAAAGGCUGUCUAUUUCAGUUCAGA